Eriocheir sinensis (Chinese mitten crab) is the source of this 892-nucleotide messenger RNA. Its product is annotated as (3R)-3-hydroxyacyl-CoA dehydrogenase-like. The transcript is spliced from 4 exons. NCBI's taxonomy places the organism in Eukaryota, Metazoa, Arthropoda, Malacostraca, Decapoda, Varunidae. The record is from RefSeq and is a predicted model, not a curated record. Bases 287 to 727 code for a protein of 146 amino acids. Gene Ontology annotation, molecular function: oxidoreductase activity, acting on the CH-OH group of donors, NAD or NADP as acceptor.
CACACACACACACACACACUCUGAAGUGAUUUCUGGUGUCCUUUCAUGUUAUUAUACAAUUGUCAUCGCUGCAAAACCUUCAACCUUAAUUCAGCAUUCAUUUCAGAGCUUCAGUUUCCAACAGCUCAUCCGGCACAACAGCAGAUCAAGACCUUUUAACCACCGCAUAUUAGGACAAGCAUCUGCGAAAACUAUUAGAUUCAACAACUACCCCGGCAAAUCUGGUAAGCCCGGUGUACGCGACCUUUGCCACCUCGAGGGCUGAGGUGAUAAACGGGCCCAUGAGAUGGGCAGGGGAGUUAAUCAGAUCUUGGCCCAGUUAUCAGCUACACUUCCACCAGCCACGAUGUCCUCCGCCUACUCCUUCAACGGAAGAGUCGCUCUAGUUACAGGGGGCGGCAGCGGCAUCGGGCGGGCCGUGUGUCAGCUGCUGGCCAGGGACGGCGCCCGCGUGGUGGUGACGGACAUGAACCUGAAGGGGGCUGAAGAGACGCUCCAGCUGAUAUCAGGCUCAAGUCAGCACCUGGCGCUGCAGAUGGACGUUACACAGAAGGACGCCGUGGAGGCGGUAAUCGCGGCAGCCCGGGAAAAGCUCGGAGCCCCGCCCAGCCUCCUCGUGAACUCCGCGGGGAUCGCCAAACUGGAGCCAUUUUUGGAUGUGAAGCAGGACCGUCUUAAUGCCAUUAUCGACGUCAAUCUAAAGAGAUGUCUUGAUAUUCCACUUUGAAAGAAGUGAAGUCCUAGGCAGAAGAAAAUGCAGUCAAGGGGAGUCUGUUCCUGUUUCACUUUACCGGUGAAAAGAAUUAAUGAACGCAGAUACGAGUUAGCUGUUGCAUUAAGAUGCUGUACAUCAGAGCUGUGGCCUACAGUUUACCCGCACGACUUGACAUCU